UGUUGUAAUAUGCUGGGGACCAGGGCUGGCUCCAUGGCGUUUACCCAGGGCCCCAAGCUCCAAAGGGCUGUGUACUUGGUUUAUACUCUGCUCUCACCGUCCUGAAAUUUUUCGUAAUGUUUGAACAAACAGCCCUGCAUUUUCAUUUUGCCCUGAGCCCUGCAAAUUCUGUAGCCAGUCCUGCUGGGGACACAGUCGUGACCAAGACAGACAGAAGUCCUUGCCCUUGUGGAGGUGACAUUCCAGGGUGGGGAGACUAAGAGGAAACAGACUUUUUUGAACAAAUAUCUUUAAGUCAACUUAUAGCAACCCUAUAGGACAGAGUAGAGCUGCACCACAGGGUUUCCAAGGAGUAGCUGGUGGAUCCAAACUGCCAAUCUUUUGGUUAGCAACUGAGUUCUUAACCACUGCAUCACCAAGGCUCCAAAUAUUUUUAAGUAUUUAAUUUAUAUUUUAAACUUUAAAUAUUCUUAAAAUUUUCUUUUAAACUUUUAAAUAUUUAAAAAUAAAUAUAAAAUAACUAUGAUGUCAAGGGGUGAUAAGAGCAAUAAAGAUAAAGCAAACCCCCAUUAAGGGCUCAAAUGUGGGCAGAGAAGGGUCCCUGCACCAGCAAACAAGCCCUGGGCUAGGAACUGAAAGGUUGGCCAGAGAUGCCCCAGAAGACAGGCCUGGCGAUCUACUUCCAAAAAAUCAGCUAUUGAAAACCCUCAGACACACAUGGAGUUACCAUGACUUGGAACAGAUUCAACGGCAACUGGUUUUUGGUUUUCAUGUGGGCAGUGGGGGAAGGGUACUCCAGGCAGAAGGGAAAGCAAGGGCAGCAAGGGCAAAGGCCUGGAGAAGUGGAAAGGAGACCACGGCAAAAGAGCUGGGCCAGGGGAAAGGCGAGUUGAGAGGAGCUCGAGGAGCUGGCAGCAGGGGACCCUGUACAGCUGGGGUCAGCAAACUUCCUCGGUAAGGGGCCAAGACAGUAAACAUUUUUAGCUUUGCAGGCCACAAGCUUCUGUUGCAAGUAAUCAGCUAUGCUUGCUGAAGCAGAAAGCAGCCACAGAGGAUAUGUAAAUGAGCGGGCCCUGACUGUGUGCCCAUAAAACUUUAUUUAUGGAUGCUGACCGUGAAUUCAGCAGAAAGAUGUGGCAGGCUGCUUCCAUAAAGAUUUACAGCCUUGGAAACCCUGUGGGGCAGUUCUACGCUGUCCUAUAGGGUCGCUAUGAGUCGGAAUCAACUCCACGGCCAUGGGUUUGGUUUUUUGUGGUCUGUCUGCUGGUGAAGGAAGAAAAGGGGGACCGGGGGAAGUUUCCGGCAGACCGGCGCGGGGGUGGGGGGCCAGACCCGGGAGGUAACCGCAGGAGUGAGAGGGGCGGGGUCUCGACGUUGGUGGGAUUGGCUGGUGGAUUGCGUGAUGGGCGGAGACAGCGGAGUCGAGGAUGACACCAGGAUGUGGCCUGAGCCCCACGGAGGACAGGGUACCCGUGGCUCCCCUCAGCGUUUGUUGUGAACUUGAACAGCAUCCAUGAGGACGGGUCGAGGGGGCAGUUGGAAAUUCAAGGACUGAGCCAGGAGAUCUGUUUCAAUCUCCUGUCUGGACAAGCUGGAGAGGAUCACCCCUCCUCCCUGAGAGCGCGAGGAGGAGGGAGGAGACCUCAGGACUCCCCCGCCCCCAAUCCCUAUCACCAAACUCUCCACUUACCUGCCUGGCCCACUUCCAAAAAUAACCCCGGGCAACGCUGAUGGUGUUCACUGUGAAUCCUUGCACAGCCCCAAACCAGUGGUUCCCAACGAGGGCGAUUCUGCCCAGGGGUUAUUUGGCUAUGUUUUUGGUUGUCAUGACGGCGGGGUGGGGGGGUAGGCGUGCAACUGGUCUCGAGUGGGUGGAGGCCAGGGAUGCUGCUCAACACCCUACAGUGCACAGGAGGGCCCCACCCCAGAGAAGGGGCUGACCCCCGUGUCAGCAAUGUGAAGGUUAAGAAAUCCUGUGUUAAUUAUUUGGAAAAAAUUGAGUUUGAUCCCUACCUCACAACAUGUUGUUGUUGUUGUUAGGCGCUGUCGGAUUCUUUCCGACUCACAGCGACCCUAUGCACAACAAAACGAAACACUGCCUGGUCCUGUGCCAUGCUCACAGUCGUUGCUAUGCUUGAGCCCAUCGUUGCAGCCACUGUGUCAAUCCAUCUCAUUGAGGGUCUUCCUCUUUUCCGCUGACCCUCUACUUUACCAAGCAUGGUGUCCUUCUCCAGGGACUGGUCGCUCCUGAUAACAUGUCCAAAGUAUGCAAGACGCAGUCUCACCGUCCUUGCUUCUAAGGAGAUUUGUUGGCUUUUUUGGCAUUGCAUUGAAUAUUCACGAUCAGAUUCCAUCUCUGGACUUGUUCUAAUUUUCUUCAGUUUCAGCUUGAACUUGCACGUGUGUUGCUGAUCGUCUCUUUCCACAGAUGUAGUCAGUUUGACUCCUGUGUAUUCUCUCUGGCGAGGUCCCUGUGUAUAGUUGCCAUUGAUGUUGGUUAAAAAAAGGUAUUUGCAAUGAAGAAGUCGUUGGUCUUGCAAAAUUCAAUCAUGUGAUCUCCAGCAUCAUUUCGAUCACCAAGGCCGUAUUUUCCAACUACCAAUCCUUCUUUGUUUCCAACUUCUGCAUUCCAAUGACCAGUGAUUAUCAUUGCAACUUGAUUGCAUGUUCAAUCCAUUUCAGACUGCAGAAGUUUGUAAAAAUCUUCAAUUUCUUCAUCUUUGGCCUUAGUGGUUGGUGCGUAAAUUUGAAUAAUAGUUGUAUUCACUGGUCUUCCUUGUAGGUGUGUGGAUAUUAUGCUAUCUCGGACAAGGUUGUACUUCAGGAUAGAUCUCAAAACGUUCUUUUUGAUGAUGAAUGCAACACCAUUUCUCUUCAAGUUGUCAUUCCUGACACAGUAGACUAUAUGAUUGUCUGAUUCGAAAUGACCAAUACCAGUCCAUUUCAGCUCACUAAACCUGUUGCUGUUAGGCCGAUUCCAACUCCUAGUGACCCUAUAGAACAGAGUAGAACUGCCCCAUAUGGUUUCCAAGGAGCACCUGGUGGAUUCGAACUGCUGACCUUUUGGUUAGCAACUGUAGCUCUUAACCACUAUGCCACCAGGGUUUCCAUUUCAGCUCUCUAAUGCCUUGGAUAUCGAUGUUCAUGCGUUCCAUUUCAUUUUUGACGAUUUCCAAUUUUCCUAGAUUCAUACUUCGUACAUUCCAGGUUCUGAUUAUUAAUGGAUGUUUGCAGCUGUUUCUUCUCAUUUUGAGUCGUGCCACAUUAGCAAAUGAAGGUCCUGAAAGCUUUACUCCAUCCUUGUCAUUAAGGUCGACUCUACUUUGAGGAGGCAGCUCUUCCCCAGUCAUCUUUUGAGUGCCUUCCAACCUGGGGGGCUCAUCUUCCAGCACUAUAUCAAUGUUCUGCUGCUAUUCACAAGGUUUUCACUGGCUAAUGCUUUUCAGAAGUAGUUUGCCGGGUCCUUCUUCCUAGUCUGUCUUAGUCUGGAAGCUCAGCUGAAACCAGUGCGCCAUGGGUGACCCUGCUGGUAUCUGAAUACCGGUGGCAUAGCUUCCAGCAACACACAAGCCCCCAUGAUACGACAAACUGACAGACUCGUGGGGGACUUCACAGCAUACAACAGAAUAAACUCCUGAUGGGUCAGACAGUGUAAACCAGGGUGACCCUCCAGCUCCUGUGAUUUCCCUCCUCUCUCCUCCCCACUCAGUGUGUGGAUUUAAAUGUGAGCAGCAUCCUAGAAUGUCAGUAGGUCAGGUGAUUAUGGGACACAGAGUCUCUCGGGGUCAGUGGAAUUCCCUAACCCAGGGGUCCUCACCUAGGGUGAUUCUGUCCAAGGGAUACUUGGUAACAUCUGGGCACAUUAGGAUGUCACCAAUGGGGUAGGGGUGCUACUGGCAUCAGGUGGGUGGAGACCAGGGGUGCUGCUCAACACCCUACAGUACGUGGGUCAGCCCCACCCUAGAGAAGGAACCGGUCCCCACGUCAGCAGUGCGGGAGGUGGGAGUGGGAGUGGGGGGAGAAAGCCUACAUUAUGAUGUCAGUUCUAUUAUCAAUCCCAUUUGGCAGUGGAGGAAAUUGAGGCCCAGAGAGGUGCAGUGACCAGCUCUAGGUCACACAGAGGGUAAAAAAUGGCCUAGCUGGACUCAGACCCCUGCCCGCCUGUCUGCAGGGUCAUUGCUCUUAGGUUCCAUCUCUAGAAGACCUUGCCUCUCCACUCACCCCUCUGUCCUGCAGCCUCCACCUCUCCCUCCUGUGGGUUCCUCCCUUGGUGAACCUGCAGCCACACCCACUCCCUCCCUCAGUGACUCUACUGAGGCCACAGGUCCUGCCCCACCCCGUCUUUGGAUGCCCCUCCUCCACCUCGUCUGCCCCACCCUUAAGUAUUAGGGCCCUCCCACUCCAUCCUGAACCCCCCCAGUUUUGUCCCUGGGUCCCUGAGUCAUCUUAUUGAGCACUAUGCGGUAGAUAUUGCUAUGACACUCAUUUCACAGAGGACAACAGUGAAGCCCAAAGGAGAACCAGGACUGGGGCAAAAGCGACGAGCGGCUGCUGCAGGCUGUGGAGAACAACGACACCACGCGGGUGGCUGCCCUGAUCACCCGCAAGGGGCUGGUGCCCACAAAGCUGGACCCUGAGGGGAAAUCCGCGUUCCACCUGGCAGCCAUGAGGGGUGCAGCCAGCUGCCUGGAGGUGAUGCUGGCACAGGGUGCCAAUGUCAUGAGCACGGAUGGGGCAGGUUAUAAUGCCCUCCACCUGGCCGCCAAGUAUGGGCACCCACAGUGCUUGAAGCAGCUGCUACAGGCCUCCUGUGUGGUGGACACCGUGGACAGCAGUGGGUGGACAGCCCUACAUCACGCAGCGGCUGGUGGCUGCCUCUCCUGCUCAGAAUUGCUCUGCUCCUUUAAAGCACACCUGAACCCCCGAGAUCGGUCAGGUGCAACGCCCCUGAUCAUAGCAGCUCAGAUGUGUCAUACAGAUCUGUGCCGCCUCCUUCUGCAGCAGGGUGCUGCCGUGAAUGACCGGGACCUGCAGGGCAGGACAGCCCUGAUGCUGGCCUGUGAAGGGGCCAGCCCCGAAACAGUGGAGGUGCUGCUCCAGGGCGGGGCCCAGCCUGGCAUCACCGACUCUCUGGGCCAGGACGCGGCUCACUACGGUGCACUCGUGGGGGACAAACUCAUCCUGCAUCUCCUGCAAGAAGCAGCCCAGCGCCCCUCACCGCCCAGCGAGGAUGACUCAGGCGAGGCCUCUUCUCAGAACUCUGUGUCCAGCCGUGAGAAGCCAGGGACCUCCAAGAAGCGGAAGGCACCUCAGCCCCCCGCCAGUGUCCCUAUGCCGGAUGAUCAAGAUGCCUAUGAGGAGAUCGUGCGACUGCGGCAGGAGAGGGGCCGCCUGCUGCAGAAGAUCAGGGGCCUGGAGCAGCACCAGGAACGGAGGAAGUCGGAGGAGCCUGAGGCCAGCUCCCUCCACAGCCUGGAGAGACAGGUGCAGGAGCUGCAGCAGCUGCUGGCGGAGAAGCAGGAGGAGAAGGAAAGCCUGGGGCGUGAGGUGGAGAGUUUGCAGAGCCGGCUGUCCCUGCUGGAGAAUGAGCGGGAGAACACCAGCUAUGACGUGGCCACCCUGCAGGAUGAGGAGGGGGAGCUGUCUGAUUUCCCAGAGGCCGAGGCGCUGCUUUCCAAGCGGAUGAGCCCAUCAGCCCAGGAGCUCCUGGCCUCCCUGCAGGACCAGGUGGCUGCGCUCACCAGACAGAACCAGGAGCUGAUGGAGAAAGUCCAGAUCCUGGAGAACUUCGAAAAGGAUGAGGUGGAGGCAAAUGGCUUGGCUGAGGUCAUCCCUCUGGUCGUCUACGACGCUCUCCAGGCUGAGUUCGACCAGCUCCGCAGGCAGCAUGCCGAGGCCCUGCGGGUGCUAGAGCAGCGGAAUGCCCAGGGGGCCUCCGGAGAGGAGAAGGCGGCCGAGGGGGCGGGCAAGGGUCUAGGAGUCAGGACCACCAAGAACGGGCCGACAGACACAGAGCUGAACGGUGCCGCAGCUCUGGAAUCCAGAGUGAACGGAGCAGAGACUACAGACGAGGAGGCUGCAGGGGCCAAAACCACAGAGGCCAGGGCUUUGGAAACAGUUUUGGGAGCCACGACCACAGAAACAGAGGGCUCAGGAGCUGCCGCCUUGGAAAAAAAGGUAGCCAUGGGGGCCGAGGCCAUAGAAACGAAGGCUCCAGAAGAGGCAGAAAUCACGGAGACAAAGGCCACCAGAGCUGAGGCCACUGGAGUGGAGGCCACAGAGAGAAAAGCAGAGGAGUCAGAGAUGAAGGCCAAUGGAGUGGGCGCCACGGAGGCAGAGCUCACAGGCACAGAGAACAUGGAUGUGGAGGCCACGGGGGUGGAGGCCACAGCCCUGGGAGUCCCCGCCAGCCCCCUCCUGCAUCCAGGCGCAGCUGAGGCCUCAGAGAAACUGCAGGCAGAGCUGGAGACCAGGAUCCGUGGCCUGGAGGAGGCACUCUGGCAGCGGGGGCAGGAGGCGGCGGCUGAGCUAGAGGAGGCCCGUGGCAGGUGCGAGGCCGUGGAGGCCGAGGCAGGCCGACUGCGGGAGCAGAUGCGUGAGGCCGAGGGCGGUGGGUGUGGUGAGAGCAGCGGGGGCAACACAGUCCAGCUGCGGGCAGCCCUAGAGCAGGCCCGGGAGGACCUCCGGGACCGGGACUCGCGCCUCCGGGAGUUGGAGGCAGUCUCAGCCUGGCUGGAUGAAUCCCGAGCUGGCCGGCUACUGGCUGAGGAGGAGGCCCGGGGCCUGCGGGCAGAGCUGGCUCGGCGGGAGGAGCUGCGGCUGGAGCAGAGCCGGGAGCUGCAGGUGCUGCGGGAGCAGCUGGCCACUGCCACCACCUCCGAGGAGCAGCAGCGGGCAGUGGCUGCCGCACUGGGCCAGGCCCGAGACGCAGCUGAGGCUCAGGCCACCGAACUGGCUGCAGCCUGCGAGGAGGCCCGACAGAGCCUAGCAGAGCUGCGCAAGGCCUCCGAGGCUCUCCGCCAGGCCUCUGUGCCGGCCUCCGAACACCACCGGCUGCAGGAGGAGGCCCUGGAGCUGCGGGGCCGGGCGGCCAGCCUGGAGCAGGAGGUGGUGGUCACUGGCAAGGAGGCAGCCCGGCUCCGGGCAGAGCUGGAACGUGAGCGUGUGGGCAGUGUGGCACGCAUGGAGCACGAGCGUGUAGUGGGGGCACUGCAGGCCGACGUGGCCCGGCUGGAGGGGCAGCUGGAGGAGCUGGGACGACGCCACGAGAAGACCAGCGCUGAGGUCUUCCAGGUGCAGCGGGAGGCGCUGUUCAUGAAGAGUGAGCGGCAUGCAGCCGAGGCCCAGUUGGCCACAGCUGAGCAGCAGCUGCGGGGACUGCGUACCGAGGCCGAGAGGGCACUCCAGGCCCAGAGCCGCGCCCAGGAGGCCCUGGACAAGGCCAAGGAGAAGGACAAGAAGAUCACAGAGCUCUCUAAAGAAGUCUUCAGCCUUAAGGAGGCCCUAAAAGAUCAGCCAGCCACCCCGGCCACCCCUGAGGUGGAGGCCCUGCGAGGCCAGGUGAAGGCCCUGCAGCAGCAGCUGGAGAAGGCUGCCAGGGACCACAGUGCUGUGGUGGCCUUGUACCGGAGUCACCUGCUGUAUGCUAUCCAGGUGAGUCUGAAGGAGGUGAGUCAACUGCACCUGAUCCCUGACACGGUAUCCACCUGGCUUUCGACAUGCCGCUGCCACUCUCAGGGCCUCACUUUCCCCACCUGUAUAGUGGGAGGCUGAUCCCGGGGAGAGGUUCAUGGCCUGUGGCAAUCUAUCUGUGUUCAUUCCCCAGGUUGGCUGUCUGGAUCAGGGCUGGAGAGGGAGAAGGGUGGGAGGCCAGGGCAGAGCCCCAGGCUCUCUCUCUCUCUCUCUCUCUGUUCUCC
Molecule: messenger RNA, 7916 nt
Organism: Loxodonta africana (African savanna elephant)
Lineage: Eukaryota; Metazoa; Chordata; Mammalia; Proboscidea; Elephantidae
Gene: ANKRD24
Product: ankyrin repeat domain 24
Exons: 19
Coding region: 4666-7773 (1035 amino acids)
Molecular function (GO): protein binding
Source: RefSeq, a predicted model, not a curated record